ACAUUAAAAUGAUGGAAAGGACGAUCUUUCUACUGAGUUUAUUGACUAUUGGAUGUGCCCAAGAUGGAGACCAGUGCACAGAUCGCAGAUGUCUGGCUCAAAUGUUAAUUAAAAAAGAAUAUUUAUCUCCACCUCAGUCUGAGAACUGCACUUUACUCAUUGAGAUUCCUUUGAUUAAGUAUGAAACAUUGAACGUUCAAAUGGUGGAACUCCAUUUGUUGAGUCGACUGAAGGCUGACAUUCAAUGGAUGGAUCCACAGUUGGCCUGGAACACAUCGUUACAUCCGUUUGAAAAAAUAAUUUUGCCUGUAAAUAAAAUCUGGACUCCAGAUAUCUCUGUAGAAAAUGGAAAAAGCUCCAUGGAGCAAGACUCCAAUGAUCUGCUGGUGUACAGUAAUGGUACAGUAUCGCACAAGGUGGUCGUGAUGGCGGAGGUGAACUGUGGAAUCAACCUGUUCAACUAUCCCUUCGCUUACGACGUAUGCCCCAUUGGACUCAAAUCCACCCCUCCAGGCGAAUGUGGGAUAGUCAUCGACGUCGGUCAAGUGCAGUUGGCAGAGACCUCCCACGGAGACUGGGAAACAGAAGCGGUGAUGCUUAAGAAGAAGCGAGAAGACCGCAAUUAUAUUGACGUGUAUCUAAGGAUCAAAUAUAGCAAUCCCUUCAUCACAUUACUCCUGCCCACUUUACUGAUCAUGUUGGCUGAUAUAUUCAGCGGUGCUCUGCCACUGCGAAGUGGUGAACGCAACUCGUUCAAGGUUACUUUGGUGCUGAGCUUCACCAUGUACCUGAACAUCCUCACCAACGUGCUCCCUGGAGACAGCAAGUGCAGCCCAGUUAUCCGGAUCCAUUUCUGCAUUUGCCAAGUCCUGAUGGUGAUAAGCAUGCUGGUGUCAAUAGUGUUGACAAGGGUGGCUGAAGAUGGGUUUGACUUUUUUGCCUGCUUCUGCAAAACGUCUGCUAAUAAAAAUGCCAGAGACAACGAAGAAAACGAGGAUGCAGAGGCCAAAGGUGACAUCAGCGUCAUACAGCGUGAUGCCUCCGAGGACUCCCAAAGUCUCCAGAAGAUCGUCAGAGUCCUGGAGGCUUAUAACACCAAACAGGCAGAAAGUGAACGCUAUCAGAAGCUUGCAGAUAAACUGGAUAAAAUCUUUUUCUGGGGGUAUUUCAUUGUUAGCGUGGUAUACGUUUCUGCCAUGACCUUAGUUAUGGUAGAGUAUCAAUGCGAAAUUGACCAUUUUACUUUUUGGGACUAAUGUAGCAGGCAUAUAAUCCCUAAUCGUCUUUGAUAACUUAUUUAAUAAAAUAUAGAAUUAGAUCCUUAUAAUAGGAUUCUGAGAUAAAAUAUAUAGUGUCUUAUACCAUAUUACUUGUCAUGAGUUACACAUUUCCUACUAUUUAAUCAGGCUAUUU
This is a messenger RNA of Fundulus heteroclitus (mummichog), 1413 nucleotides long. Its product is annotated as zinc-activated ligand-gated ion channel-like. The record is from RefSeq and is a predicted model, not a curated record. Gene Ontology annotation, cellular component: membrane; neuron projection; synapse. Gene Ontology annotation, biological process: regulation of membrane potential; signal transduction; monoatomic ion transmembrane transport. Bases 9 to 1256 code for a protein of 415 amino acids. Lineage: Eukaryota; Metazoa; Chordata; Actinopteri; Cyprinodontiformes; Fundulidae. Gene Ontology annotation, molecular function: neurotransmitter receptor activity; transmembrane signaling receptor activity; extracellular ligand-gated monoatomic ion channel activity. The transcript has 9 exons.